This is a messenger RNA of Exophiala oligosperma, 2750 nucleotides long. RefSeq lists its product as uncharacterized. Gene Ontology annotation, molecular function: A2-type glycerophospholipase activity. Lineage: Eukaryota; Fungi; Ascomycota; Eurotiomycetes; Chaetothyriales; Herpotrichiellaceae. Gene Ontology annotation, cellular component: cytosol. The transcript has a single exon. Gene Ontology annotation, biological process: glycerophospholipid catabolic process. The record is from RefSeq and is a predicted model, not a curated record. The coding region runs from base 74 to 2536 and encodes 820 amino acids.
CAAGCUUGUCUCUUUCUUUUAGCAUGGAAGUUGAUAUUUGUUAGAGCAACAUAGCUCCAGCGCUCUCGUAGCUAUGAGCGCUGCGAGGAUCUUGAGUUCCCGCCACUUUCGCUACACUGCUCUUGCAGCUGCAACGUACGCUGGAUGCCAUUGCGCAACUCGACGAACAUGUGUCGCCAAACUCGACAGCGCUCCUCGACCAGGCCUUCCCCACGAUGCCCACCUAGUCGCAUAUGGCCAGCGUAUUCAAAGCCAUUUUCCUCACGAAGACCCUAAAAAUGCAACGAAACGAGGAGACGCCGAAGUCAUUGGGAAGACUAAUGAUCAAGACCAAUACGCUCCCGGCUUUGAAGACGAUGACCACAACUCUUGGUCUGCCUUCUCCCGGAACUUCAACAAUGUUAGAGAAGGAAUCACAGGGAUAGAAUGGAGUGCUUUGGGCGACAAGAUUACUGAUUUUGUCAUUCCGACCUGGGCAAAAGGCCUCCCGGACGCUAUUCAGAAGUUACAAGCUGAAUUGUCAAUGCUGCCGGGCUCAUUGGCUGAUGAGAUUUGGCAAGAGGCGCAUGAUCCAUCAAUCAACCCUGAGAUACUAUGGAACGCAACCGUACGGGUGGGCGAUACUCUCGGCAAAGAUGAACUUGACUUUCGUCGCAAGAGGAAACAACACGUCGUGAAAGCGUUAGCUAAGUACUUGGAUAUCAACGAGAAGGACAUACACCCUGACGAUGUACCAACUAUCGCCAUGUGUGGUAGUGGCGGUGGUCUGCGUGCAAUGGUUGCAGGGACGAGCAGCUAUCUAUCCGCCCAAGAGGUGGGCCUGUUUGAUUGUGUGACUUACACCGCUGGUGUCAGUGGUAGUUGCUGGCUACAAACCCUGUUCUAUUCGUCUCUUGGGAAGCAAGACCACAGAGCCAUACUAAAGCACCUAAAGUCAAGGUUAGGCACACAUAUCGCAUUUCCUCCGCCAGCUUUGAAACUUGUCACGAGCGCCCCCACAAACAAAUACAUCCUCAGUGGCUUCGUCGAAAAGCUCAAGGGCGAUCCCGGCGCAUCGUUUGGCCUGGUCGACAUUUACAGUCUACUUCUUGCAGCUCGCCUUAUGAUCCCUCAUGGUGAUCUUGACGUACACGACUACGACUUGAAGCUCUCAAAUCAGCGGGCGUACCUCGAACAUGGCCAAUACCCAAUGCCUAUCUAUACUGCAGUUAGACACGAAAUACCCGUAGAUGAGGAAGAAAGAGAACAAGCCAAAGAUAAUCUAGCUUUGAAACAGACAUUACAGGAAAAAGCUCGAAAAGAAGCUUGGUUUCAGUGGAUAGAAAUGCAUCCCUGGGAGAUCUGGUGCGAAGAGUUUGGAGCUGGUAUUCCCACUUGGAGUUUGGGUCGGCCUUUCAAUGAAGGGAGAAAUCAGAUCCUGGACACAGGUAUUGCCUUGCCAGAAAUCCGGCAAAGUCUUCUCCUUGGUAUCUGGGGAUCCGCAUUUUGCGCGACACUUUCGCAUUAUUACAAAGAGAUCAAGCCCGCGAUGGCCGGCAUAGUCGGAUUCGGAGGCCUAGACGGCCUGAUAGAGGAGAAGAACGACGACUUGAUCAAGAUACAUCCCAUCGAACCAGCCACUGUCCCCAACUAUGUUUUUGGCAUGAAGGAUAAGUUACCGUCUACUUGUCCCGAAUCCGUCUUCAAGAGUGACCAUCUUCAACUCAUGGAUGCAGGAAUGAGCAAUAACCUUCCAAUAUACCCCCUCCUACGACCAGGACGAGACGUCGAUAUUCUCAUCGCUUUCGAUGCUUCGGCGGACAUCCAAAAAGAAAACUGGCUGUCUGUUGUCGACGGUUACGCCAAACAGCGAGGCAUCAAAGGAUGGCCGGUUGGCGCUGGCUGGCCGAGUACCAUGAGCAAACCCAAGGAGAACGCCGAAGCACUCGCCAAGGCACAAGCGAGUUCGUCGCAAGAGGCCGCCACCAAACUCGCAGCAGCCAGAGAAGAGGACCGCCAGGAGAGAGUUGAGAUUCAAGAGAACAAGACACAAGCCAAGAACAAGAAAGAGAGCGGGGGAGAUGUUCCCGAGAGCCCUACGACGGGCAAAGAGGCCGACGCAACUGCCACCGAGCUCGGCGCCUGCAACGUCUGGGUUGGGACCAAGUCAGAACGUACGUCCGACCAAGAACCACCACCAUCCAAACGUCUAGCGUGGGACAGUACGGACGACAGCACCUUCCACCUCAUGCAUCCGGAAGCUGGCAUUGCCGUUGUGUAUUUCCCCUUGCUGCCGAAUGACAAGGUGGCGGGCGUCGACCCCGACACGAGCGAAUACAUGAGUACAUGGAACUUCAUCUACACACCCGAGCAGAUUGACAAUGUCGUGCGUCUGGCCAGGGCAAAUUUCGAGGAGGGAAAGGAUGCGACAAAGAGGACUGUAAGAGCCGUGUAUGAGCGCAAGAAGAAGCAGCGCAUAGAGAGGGAGGCCUCGGCCAAAAGGAAACAAUGGAAGAGGCUGGUGAGGAAGGAAAAUGAUCAUUUUGGUACGAGUUGAACCACAAUCAGUAAGCAAAUGACAGAGGCGUCGUUGGAGGUUCCGUCCUUCACAUAGACAGGUGUCAUAUCAAGAUGAUCAGGAUGUGUCUAUCUUUGAUACGUCAAAUGCAACAUCAUGACUUGACGCUGGUUAUAGGAUCAAUUUGAUCUCGGGGUAUAUGUAAUAUGUAUUCAUCUCAUAAAUUUGCACGUUGAGUGCAGUUCCCACCCAA